AUGGCUACUAGUGUAAAGAUACUAGAGAAAAGACAAAAUCUACUCUUAGAUAGAACUGAAUUAGUCUUAUCAGUUUAUCACCCACAAGGCUCAACUCCUACUAAGAAGGCAGUUGCUAAGCAAAUUAGUGAACAAUUAAAUGUGGCCGUAGAUAACAUUAUUGUCCGUGAUUGUUCCACUCGUUUUGGAACUCAUAUCACUAGUGCAACGGCUAAAGUCUAUACUAAGAAGGCUAGUUUAGAGAGAAUUGAGCACAAGUUCGUUUUAGAUAGGAUUCUUAAGGAGACUGAAGGUAAGGAGGUAGUGAAGACACCACGUAAGAUCAGGAAGGAGGAGAAGAAUAAGAAGAAGAAGAUCAGAGGAACUAUGCAGGCCUACCUCAAGAAGGCCACCAAACGACAGGAGAAGAACGGCGGUUAA
Messenger RNA from Nematocida homosporus, 420 nucleotides. RefSeq names its product small subunit ribosomal protein S24e. The transcript has a single exon. Gene Ontology annotation, biological process: translation. Gene Ontology annotation, molecular function: structural constituent of ribosome. Gene Ontology annotation, cellular component: ribosome. The coding region runs from base 1 to 420 and encodes 139 amino acids. NCBI's taxonomy places the organism in Eukaryota, Fungi, Microsporidia. The record is from RefSeq and is a predicted model, not a curated record.